GCGCGUGCCUGUAUCUUCGAAUUCAAGUCGGGAGCCAACACAGAGACGUGCCAACACUUUAUAUUGACCACAGUACUAACGAGGUAGUGGUAGACUGUAUGAGACAUUUUUCAAUAACGAUUCAUAACAAUCGGGAGGAUGCCACCCAUAUUCGGUUUGUCCUUAUUGGAUAUCACGAGUUUGACAAACAGAUCAUUCUGGCCAAAUCUGACAUCCACAUCUACGACAUUCUAAAGAACCCCUACAUGUCAGAAACAUUUGAGUUUGCAAGGAAAGACCGGGUGUUUGCUACUGCUGAUAUCGAGUUAGCCUUUGCGUAUGGAAGCUUUGGGUAUGGCUGGUCGAAUCAACUUCAGAACCCCAUCAUAACGCCAGGAUCACAGCUCAUGCAUUCAAUGUUUUAUCGUCAAGAGCCGCCUACAGAACGACUUCUCGAGAACGCAUCGGAUAUUGCCUCAGCGCUUCCCAUCGGACAUCCGCCAUUUAUCCCAUUCACCGUGAAAGCGGAAAUCGGGAAGACGGCAAAGGAGCUCGAUAUCGAUGUUGACGUGAAGGACCUGACCCGGACCAUAAGUGACCCGUUAAUUCUGGUCGCAAAGACCCGGAAGAGGAUGGGUGCUUUACUAGGUCACUACGGCACACUGUCGUCACGGACGGAGAGAUUGGCUUUCCUUAACAAACUAGUCAACGAAAGGUCAGCCAGCGACUACCAGAGGGAAAAAGCGACAAUGGAACAACACAAGGAAUGUGAACAAACCGUACCAAACUCAAUGAAUCCUCUUGCGGUACCCCACAUGGAUGUAGAUUCUGAUGAAGAUCUACCAACCAUGACGUUACUUAUGGCCACUGCUCCCGCUUGUAAUAUCCGCGGCAUCCCAUAA
Messenger RNA from Lineus longissimus, 881 nucleotides. Its product is annotated as cation channel sperm-associated targeting subunit tau-like. The transcript has 7 exons. The record is from RefSeq and is a predicted model, not a curated record. Lineage: Eukaryota; Metazoa; Nemertea; Pilidiophora; Heteronemertea; Lineidae. The coding region runs from base 99 to 881 and encodes 260 amino acids.